UCUGGGUGGCUAGGAGGGGGGUGAGCAUAAAGUGGAGAAUCUUCUUGUCCUGACCCAAGAAUACGGUUGGUCACUUCUCUCCCUGUCCCCCUGACCUUUCCUGCUGUCAGGUUGCUUAUUGUGAAAACUAAGCUGGUUUGGGUUGAAAAAUAGGUCCAUUUAUUGUUUUAAAGGAUUUAUCGCUUGUAAGUCAAGUUUUGGUAUGUGUUUAAGGUUAUGAACAUUGUAACUAGGUAUGAAGUUUUACUUUUUCAGGCAUAAUAUUUAUUUAAAAUUGUUUUGAGGCAUUGCUGCCAGCAUUUGCUCAUGGUAAAAUAGUUGCAGAAAGAACAAUUUUUUUAAAUUUGAAAUGCUGUUCAUAUUCCCUGGGUGAAUGCGUUUCUCAUUUUGUGCCUCAUUUUUGUUCUUUAUGUAUGGUUCUCCUAGCACUUGAAGCCUUGGUCAAUCCUGCUGGGUUUUAACUGAAUGGAAAAUUACCCAAAGCUCAACUCGCUUUUACAAAUAGUAUUUUGUAAUAUGUUUUAAGUUGGAUGUCCUGACUCCAGCUGCUGCAGCAGCAGAUGUUUUGUGCAGAGAUGUGCUCUUUUUUGCUGUGCAUAAAACAGUCUCAUAUUCUGAAAAAAUUACUCUGCAAAAUGCAAGUCCCUCAUAGAGAGUGGUGGUAAUGACAGAAAUAUCUAUCCAGAUAAUUUAACGAUGCUUAGGGUUGUAUUGCAGUUUUUGUUAAUCCAUGGGGGAAAUCACUCAUUUUAUUUUCCUUCUUUAGUGACAUAUUGAGCCCAUUUAUCAACGUAGAGAAAUUUAGGUUGGAAGGGACCUUUGGUGUCAUUUGGUCCAACCUCCUACACAAAGCAUGUUUGACUAGAUAGGUAAAUUUUAAUUUGUAUCUAAUUUGAAUUUCCUGUUUCCCAAUUUUUUGUCCAUUGCCUCUUGUCCUCUUACUCUGCACUUCUGAGAAGAGCCUGGCACCAUCAUCUCUGCACCCUCCAACUCUAACUGUAGACAGCACUAAAGUCUCCCUGGAGCCAUCGCGUCUCCAGGUUGAACAAAUCCUUAAGCUUUCAUGCAUCCUGUGCUUCAGCUCCCUAACCAUCCUCGUGGCCUUUCACUGGACUUGCCCCAGUGUACCUAUGUCUUUCUAUAAUUAGGAUACCAACUGGUAUAUGGUCUUCCCAGUGGUGAGCAGAGUAAACACUUCUCCUGACCUGCUGGUACACUCCUGUUAAUUCAGCCCAGUACACACUUGGUGGUCUUUGCCGCAAGGCACACGGCUCAAGGCACACAGCUGACUCGUGUUCAGUUAGUUGUUCAUUGCAGGUCCUUCUCUGCAGAGCUACUCCCCAUCAGUCAACCUCCAGCCUGCACUGCUGUGUGGGGUUAUUCCCUCCUGGAUGCAGGACUUUGCAUUUGCAGUGAUGAUCCUCAUGAGGUUCCUGUUGCUCCCUUUCUCCAGCUUGUCCUGGUCUGUCUAAGCAGCAGUCUGCCCUCCAGCCUCUUGACUGUCCCCCACAUAAUUUGUGAACUUGGUACAUGUCUGCUCCAUUUCAGCACAGUAUCAGUCCCUGAGGGGUACCACUGACAACUAAUGGCCAGCUGGGCUUUGUAUGGAUAACACAGUAGUAGUCUGGCUAAUUCUCCACUCAGAUUUCUCUGGCAGCAUUCAUCCUAAGAUGCAGAGGUUGGUGGUGUUCAUUAUGUAUUAUUUUCAAGCUAUGAAAUCUAUAUUCAAUCAGAGGAACCUGGUUUUGAUACUCUGUACACUUACACACAUCUCUGUGGAGGUGAAAAUAAGUUUUCUUCUUUCCACUGAAGAGAAGAUCUGUGUUAACUGUUGGUUAGCCAGCCAAGAUGGGUGAAGGAAUGGGAGGGGAUGUGAUAGCCUUGUCUGGAUGAGGCAGUGGCUGCUCCAAUAGAUAAGAAAACAUUCUUUAUAAAACCAAAAGAUGUGCUAGAAGUAUGUAGUCUCUAUUAACACAGUUCAUAUCCACAGAUACAUAUUUAUUGAGAUGCAAGAUGUCUGCCCUGAGGCUGACUUCUAAUAGAACUUCCCAGCAGGCCUCGUCUAACUCUGAUUACACCUGGGACUACGAGUACUAUGAGUAUGGACCAGUGUCAUUUGAAGGCCUGAAGGCUCAUAAAUAUUCCAUUGUGAUUGGAUUUUGGGUUGGUCUUGCAGUUUUUGUCAUCUUCAUGUUUUUUGUCCUGACCCUGCUGACGAAGACAGGAGCACCUCAUCAAGACAAUGCAGAGCCUUCUGAAAAAAGAUUUCGCAUGAAUAGCUUUGUGGCAGAUUUUGGAAGACCUCUGGAGUCUGAGAGGGUCUUUUCUCGUCAAAUGGCUGAAGAAUCCCAGUCACUUUUCCAUUUCUGUAUUAAUGAAGUGGAACACAUGAACAAAGCAAAAGAGAGUCAGAAAGGUCCAGGUCUGGAGAGUAAUAUCCACUUCCAGGAGGUUCCCAGAAGCAGUGGAGUGUUUGAGGAAGACCUACAUUGUCUUCCAAAAUUUAACAUUCCUAACUUUGUGAACACUGAGCAGAACUCUUCAUUAGGUGAGGAUGAUCUCCUCAUCUCAGAGCCACCAAUCAUUUUAGAAAGCAAACUGGUCAUGCAAUCUUCCCAUCGGAUCCUUGACUGAAAAAACCUUUUAUGUUAAGGUAAAAGAUUGUCCAGUUUGAACCCUUUCUUGGCCUUCUGCUAUUUUGACAGAAGGUAUUUCAGACCUGUGCUUUUUAUUGUACGUAAGACUGGCUGUGCUACUAGAACUCAGUUUAGACAAGAAGUAAAACACUAAAUGCUUUAUUAUGAUGUUUUCUGUGGUCUAAACUUUUUGCCCAGCCAGCGUUAUUUUUGCUUCGUGAUUUUUUUUGUUUCUUGUUUUGUUCUUUGAUUUUAAAGGACUGCUUAUGACCAGCUUCUGAAGGAUCCCGUAACAAUUUAUGAGGACUGUGAAGGCUGGAGCCUGGUACUGGGAAGUGUAUGAAAAUUCCUUGGCCAAGAAAAGUGUAAAUCUCAAAGUGAGACUGAAGUAAGGAAUAAACAGGCAGCCUCUGGGGAGGUUCUGUAGCUUCUGCUACUUCCAGUAACGAUGCCUGAAACUAAGCAGCACAAUAAAUAUCUGCUUGGGAUUAGCUUCAGUUUCUGAUUCCUAACUGUUUUUGGUAUAGGUUAAAGCCAAUUUACAAAGCUUCCAGAGGGAAUACCUUGCAAAUUAAAUUGUUUGGCUACAGUGUUUACAAAAUGCCAUCACCACAUGCUGCUGACUAAAAGCAAAUUGGUGCCUGUACUUACAGUACUUCAGAGUGACAUUCCAACAGCUGCCCAGUGAUGAUGAGGAAUUAGUAUUCUACACACAAACACAGACCGUGAUUUGACUCUUUUUUUUGGUUUUGUUUUAAUUGCUGAUGUGAACUUCCAGUUCAGUAAGUGUAGGAUUCAGUAGCUAAAUCACAGGAAAUAAGAAAAAAACUAUUUUUCUUUUGCCAGUGCAGUUACUACAUGCAAAUGUAACAUUAAGCUGGUGUUAUAUGUUGCUUAUAGGCUGAACCUUCCUACACUUUUUGGGUUUAUAAACAGCCCUUUCUUUAUUCAUGGGCCAUGGAAGGGCUAGCAGGCUUUGAAUUGUUGAGAGCACCAGCUCCAAAUGUGAAGCUAAGCUCUGCUUGCUCCAUCUGCUUUUUGUACUCAAUUGGGAUGGUGUUGCAACCUCAGCUACUCUCCCAAUUAAAGGUUUGUCAAGGAAUUGAAUAAGUGUAGUUUCAACCUUUAUUUUUUAGAGACAGAAUAAGGUUCUGAACCUUAGAGAGUACUUAAAUUAUAUUUCAGCUUUCCUCAAAAGAUGGUAAUUAAUGACCAAAUGGUUUUAGAGCAAGCACAGAAGAUACAGAGGCACCAGGUUCAAAUCUUUUGCUUGAUUUGGAGUAUGCUCUGCAGGAAAUUCUUAAUUGAAAUGAAAAUAAGUGGAUGCCAGAUACUGUGCCUGUUUUUAUUUUUUUUUUUUCUGAAACUGACCUACUUUGUACCCAACAUGUCUGUGUCGGAGGGAAAAUGUAGUAGUGGCCUGCUGAUACAUUCUCCAGACACUUAAAUGCUGAUUAAUUAAUUCUUCCUUCACCUUACAGAUAGGAAAAAGUAGUGAGUGGGUUGAAUAUUUAAAGAAUUAAAAACGUGCAGGAAACGUAUUUGGUUUUUAUCUUCUGUGCCCCUGUUAUAAACCAGUUAUUGCUAAAUUUCCUGUUUUCAAAUGUAAUUCUUACACUACUUGCUGGUUGUUUAAAGUAAUGGGAUUAUAGUUUAAAACAAAGCAGAGACUGUUUUAAACUAGCAGAUUUUUGUUGAAAAUAUUCCAGGAGAAGAGUGAAGUGAACCCUGUUCUAAAUGAGCAUGGCUCCAUGGGCUACAGAUCUCCAGUAAAACGUUUCAAGUGCAGAAAAGGCCUUCUUUCACAGGAAGUAGUUAACUACAAGUUUGAAGGCUGUAGCUGUGGACUGUUCUCUUUCCAAAUUAAGAAAUUUGGGAAAUGUGCCUCCGAAUGUGGCAACUACUUCCUGCUGAGGCAUUUCAAAUAACUGCUAGCUAUCUGAACUGAAGCUCAACAUUGUUCUUGCUAACAAGUUCUGGGACUUUUACUAAGCGUGGCUUUUAUAGCCUAUUUCUGAAUUAGUGAGCUGCCUUCAGUAAUGUUUGAGCCAUUCUUCUUAAUUUUUUUCUUCCUUUGGCAUGCUUCAAAACAGAAAUGCUGCUUAAAGGAGAGAAAAAUCUGUGUAGAAUCCCUCUCUUCUGCAAUCAAGAAAUGAAGGGUUUUUUAAAAGCAUUUAAAACUCUGCUUCCUAGAACCAUUUAGGUUGGAAAAAGAUCUUUCUGAGUCCAGCCAUUAA
Molecule: messenger RNA, 4873 nt
Organism: Lepidothrix coronata (blue-crowned manakin)
Lineage: Eukaryota; Metazoa; Chordata; Aves; Passeriformes; Pipridae
Gene: MRAP2
Product: melanocortin 2 receptor accessory protein 2
Exons: 3
Coding region: 2014-2634 (206 amino acids)
Biological process (GO): regulation of adenylate cyclase-activating G protein-coupled receptor signaling pathway; protein localization to plasma membrane
Cellular component (GO): endoplasmic reticulum; plasma membrane
Molecular function (GO): type 3 melanocortin receptor binding; type 5 melanocortin receptor binding; corticotropin hormone receptor binding
Source: RefSeq, a predicted model, not a curated record